UUGCCUAAAUGUAUGUCAGAGUUAAGUCACCCUCCAACAUUUGGGGCCGAAGGUCCAUUUCCUCAUAAAUAGUUUGUAUUUUCUGCAGUGUUUCUUGGAUCAUUUUUAAAUGCUCGCUGAGGGAACAGCUGAGCUAAAUUGUGUAUGUGUGUGACGUAACCUAAAACAUGUCAGAGAGCAAAUGCAUUUUCUGCAAAAUAAUCGCAGGCACUGCCACUGUCCAGAACACCGAUUUCCUGUUCGAGAGUGACGACUUCGUGGUGUUCCGGGACAUACGCCCGGCGAGCAAACAUCAUUAUUUGGUAGUUCCGAAAGAACAUAUGAGUGAUUCUGCGUCUCUCAAGGAAUCUGACGUGGAUCUCGUCGAGAGGAUGGUGGCCAUCGGGAAAGAAGUUCUAGAGAAACAGGGAGCAGACGUCAGUGAUAAUCGCAUGGGAUUUCAUUGGCCACCUUUCCACACGGUGUCUCACCUUCAUCUGCAUGUGAUUUCCGCCCAGAACGAAAUGGGAUGGAUCGCUCGAUUAAUUUUUAAGCCUAAUUCGUUUUGGUUUGUGACAGUGGAUUGGUUGCUGAAUAGGCUAAGAAAUAUGAAUGCAGAAUCCGCUAAACAGUAAUCCCAUCAGUUCCGAAUAAAAGGAGAGUUCCGAACGUUUCAGCAUGCCAAUAGUGACACUACUAAAUUACUAAGCUGAAUAUACUGAAUGCUGUUACGAUUGGAAAUCUUGCCGAAAAGAGAAAUGGAAAUAUAAGGAAUGAAGAUGAAUGGACUACAAUGGUUGGAGUGGACUUUCAUAAAUAGGUGUAAUAUUAAACUAGGCCUAUUUUUUUUAUAGUGUGAUUUUGUAUUAAAUUAUUGAUACGUUGUAAGCUAGGCCUACAUUAAAAAAUAUUUAUAAAUUGCUAUAAUACA
Messenger RNA from Gigantopelta aegis, 910 nucleotides. RefSeq names its product histidine triad nucleotide-binding protein 3-like. The transcript has a single exon. Gene Ontology annotation, molecular function: catalytic activity. Bases 168 to 614 code for a protein of 148 amino acids. The record is from RefSeq and is a predicted model, not a curated record. Lineage: Eukaryota; Metazoa; Mollusca; Gastropoda; Neomphalida; Peltospiridae.